AUGAAUGAAGAAAUGCGAGCUCUCCAAAAGAAUGUCACAUGGGAACUCGUGCUUUUACCUCAUGGAAAGAAGACAGUAGGAUGCAGGUGGAUUUAUACUGUAAAACUCAAAGCAAAUGGAUCCAUUGAAAGAUAUAAAGCUAGAUUGGUGGCGAAGGGUUAUACACAGAGAUAUGAGAUAGACUAUUAG
This is a messenger RNA of Prunus armeniaca (apricot), 189 nucleotides long. The record is from the annotation of a GenBank genome assembly. NCBI's taxonomy places the organism in Eukaryota, Viridiplantae, Streptophyta, Magnoliopsida, Rosales, Rosaceae.